Molecule: messenger RNA, 1818 nt
Organism: Juglans microcarpa x Juglans regia
Lineage: Eukaryota; Viridiplantae; Streptophyta; Magnoliopsida; Fagales; Juglandaceae
Product: AP2-like ethylene-responsive transcription factor TOE3
Exons: 9
Coding region: 355-1662 (435 amino acids)
Biological process (GO): regulation of DNA-templated transcription
Molecular function (GO): DNA-binding transcription factor activity; DNA binding
Source: RefSeq, a predicted model, not a curated record
UGUGCUUCACAAGCCUCUGAUCAUCUUCUAUUAUUGCCUCUCUUUGUCUCUCUUUGUCUCUCUCUCUGCCUGUGGGCUGUUGCUUUGCAGUUUGCAGUCUUUUCUCUUCGAUCCAUUUGUGGCCAUAGAGCCUCGAGACGGCCUGCUUUCUUCCCCCAAUAACUUACGAAAGCCUCUCUCUCUCUACCCAAUAACGUUGCAGAGAGGAAGCUAUACCUUCUAUAUCUAGCUGCUUUUGUUCAGUAGUUCCUGAAGAAAGUUUUGCUGUGAACAUGGGUUUUUCAUGUCAAGCGUGCUGUGUUGUGUAAAAUCAAUUUUACAUUGGAAGAUCAGAAGAUCAGAGAAAGAGAAGAUAUGUUGGAUCUCAAUGUUGAUAUUCUUUCCGGUUAUUCGCUUUGUGAUGAGAAGGAGGACGCGUUAAUGGAGGUGGAGAAGCUCCUAAAGGGCUCAGGAAACCACAUGGAAGACUCGGGUACCUCCACCUCCUCCGUCGUCAACGCUGAAGAAGCUCCCAAUAACGUCCGAGACGAAGACUCUUCCAACAACUCCCCCGAGUUCAUCUUCGACAUCUUGAGAAAAGAAAAUCAUGGUAUCCGUUCCGGCAAGGAGUUCAAAGACGAAACCCCGGCACCGGAACUCGUUACGAGGUCGCUUUUCCCCGUAACAGGAGAAACGGGAGGCGGGGAGUCAGAGUUCGGGUCGGGAUUGUCAUCGAGGCCUCAAUGGUUGAACUUGUCGUUUGCUCAUGACUCGAGUGGUCAGGCAGAGCUGAGAAUUUUGCAGCAGAAGCAACAGCAGGUGAGGAAAAGUAGGCGGGGGCCGAGGUCUCGGAGUUCGCAGUACCGGGGAGUUACAUUCUACCGGAGAACCGGCCGAUGGGAAUCACAUAUAUGGGAUUGUGGGAAGCAAGUAUAUUUAGGUGGAUUUGACACUGCCCAUGCCGCUGCUAGAGCAUAUGAUCGGGCUGCGAUCAAGUUUCGGGGAAUUGAUGCAGAUAUCAAUUUUGAUUUAAACGAUUAUGAGGAAGAGAUGAAGCAGAUGAUGAAUCUGACCAAAGAAGAAUUUGUUCAAGUUCUUCGACGCCAAAGCACUGGAUUUACACGAGGGAACUCGAAAUACAGAGGUGUGACCCUGCACAAAUGUGGUCGUUGGGAAGCUCGUAUGGGACAAUUUCUUGGGAAGAAGCCCUAUGAUAUGGCAGCCAUCAAAUGUAAUGGGAAGGAAGCUGAACCCAACUUUGGGCCAAGCACCUAUGAAGGGGAGAUAAUUGUGGAUGACAUUGGUCAAGAAGGAGGCCAUAAUCUUGAUCUAAGCCUCGGGAUUUCGAACGGUUCUAAGGGGAAGGACAGUGGGAUUGAAUCUCAUUUCCAUUGCAACAGAGAGAGAUUAAUGGGAAGGGUAGGAGGGAAGACAGUAGAAACUGUUUCUUCGGCAAGAUUUGCGAAAUGGGCAUGGCAAAUGCAGGGCAAUGGAAUUGUUAGCCCAACGCCAGUAUUCUCGAGUGCAGCAUCAUCAGGAUUCUCUUCUGCCACUAGUACUAUUGCUCCAUCAUCAGCAAUCUUCCCACUCAACCCUCAGAACAAUUCUGUCCACAAUCUCAGCCUACUCCAUCUACCCACUACAUCCACUACCAACAUUUCUAACUCUAUAUAUCGGCUCUAGGAGCUGAAACCCAAGAUGCAAUGAUUUGCCUUUAGAAGGUUUUAUGUAAGCAAGACAACUUAGCCAAUCAUAUAUAUCAGUCUUGCAUUGUGCAGAGAUGUGUAUGAUCAUAUACUAAUAAUAUUAUUAUAACAAGAAGCAUAUGUUGCUAUGGUA